GGCAGUUUGGAGUUCUUGUUGGUUAUUUCGCUGUUUUGGCAUCGCACGGUUUUGGACAUCUAUUGCCAACAUUUCGUCUAUUCGAUGUUUUUACAUUCUUGUUAUAACAUUUGACGCGUCUUGGAUUCAGAUGUACUUCGUAGUUUCUCUCGGAGUUUACUAAAAGCUUGAAGUAAGAAUUCUCAAUUAUAUUGCAGCAGAGACAAGAGUGGCUGCCCUUCCAUCGAAGCAAUUCGACAUUUACACGUUUUGAUAGUACUCAGGGAUUUGAAGAAUUAUAUAAAAAUGCCGGCCGUCAAAGGGGAAGGGAUGCGCGGUCUGUCUGUUUUUAUAUCCGACAUCAGGAAUUGUAAAUCAAGGGAGUCGGAACUUAAACGGAUCAAUAAGGAACUUGCAAAUAUAAGAUCGAAAUUUAAAGGUGAUAAGCAGCUUGAUGGUUAUCAGAAGAAGAAGUAUGUAUGCAAGCUAUUAUUCAUAUUUCUGCUUGGACAUGACAUUGAUUUUGGGCACAUGGAGGCUGUCAACUUGUUGUCAUCGAAUAAGUACACAGAAAAACAAAUAGGUUACCUCUUCAUCUCCGUUUUAAUAAGUGCCAACAGUGACCUAAUGCGUCUUAUAAUUCAAAACAUCAAGAAUGAUUUAGCGAAUCGUAAUCCGGUACAUGUCAAUCUAGCAUUGCAAUGCAUUGCAAAUAUUGGAAACACCGAAAUGGUCGAGGCAUUUAGUAGUGAAGUCCCCAAAUUGAUAAUAUCUGGAGAGACAUCAGACAGCGUCAAACAGUGUGCAGCAUUGUGCCUUUUGCAUUUGUAUCGCAUCAAAAAAGACGUUCUCCAUCAAGCUGACUGGACGUCAAGAAUUGUGCAAUUGUUAAAUGAUAAACAUCUGGGUGUGGUGACCUCUGCGACGAGUCUAAUACAUUCACUUGUUCAACGUAGUCCGGAUGAAUUUCAAGGAUGUGUCCAAGUAGCUGUGGGGCGCCUAAGCAGAAUUGUGACAGCAUCAUACACAGAUCUUCAGGACUACACGUACUAUUUUGUACCAGCACCCUGGCUCUGUGUUAAACUUCUAAAAUUAUUACAACUUUAUCCACCUCCAGUUGAUGAUCCUGCAACAUUAGGAAGAUUAAAUGAAGCUCUUGAAGCCAUUCUUAAUAAAGCACAGGAGCCACCGAAGUCGAAAAAAGUGCAGCAUUCAAACGCCAAAAAUGCAGUGUUAUUCGAAGCCAUCAGUUUGAUCAUUCACAUGGACUGUGAACCAAGUUUACUUAUAAGGGCUUGCAACCAGCUUGGACAAUUUUUAACCCACAAAGAGACCUUAAUAAGAUAUUUAGCCUUGGAAGGACUCUGUGCGAUGUCUCAGUCAGAUUACUCGAGUGACGCUGUGAGAAAACAUCAAGAAACGAUUGUCAAGGCCUUGAAGGAUGAAAGGGAUGUCAGUGUACGUCAACGCGCAGCUGAUUUGCUAUACGCUAUGUGUGAUAAAACGAAUGCCGAAGAGAUUGUUUCGGAAAUGAUAGAGUAUUUAGAACACGCGGAUUACUCCAUACGAGAGGAAAUGGUUUUAAAGGUUGCUAUUUUGGCCGAAAAGUAUGCUACCGACUAUGAAUGGUAUGUGGAUACGAUCCUUAGUUUGAUAAGAGUCGCUGGAGACUAUGUGAGCGAAGAAGUGUGGUUCCGCGUGAUCCAAGUUGUUAUCAACAGAGAUGAUAUUCAAGGUUAUGCUGCUAAGACUGUUUUUGAAGCGUUACAAUCCCCCACUUGCCAUGAAAAUAUGGUUCGGGUAGGCGGGUAUAUUCUUGGCGAAUUUGGAAAUCUUAUCGCUGGAGAUCACAGGUCAAGUCCGAUGGUGCAAUUUAAUUUGCUGCACAGCAAAUUUCCAUUGUGCUCCUCGUCUACGCGAGGUCUUCUUUUAUCGACGUAUGUAAAAUUCAUUAACCUUUUCCCCGAAAUCAAACAGCAAAUUCAAGAGAUUCUUCAACAAAGCAGCAAUUUACGCAGCAGUGAUGCCGAAAUUCAACAGCGAGCUUUGGAGUAUUUCCAGCUGAGCUCUAUUGCAACCCAGGACGUAUUGGCAACUGUUCUGGAGGAAAUGCCACCAUUUCCUGAGCGGGAGAGCUCUCUUUUAGCAAAAUUAAAGAAAAAGAAAGCGCUUGCAGCAGGUAUUCCCGAGGAAGAGGAGGCAGAGGCAAACAAACCAACAAUAAACGGCCAUGUCAGUCCAGAGCCGGUUACCACACCUGCGCCGGCAACAGAACCCACGGCCGCGAUUCCAGCACUUAUUUACAAUCAAAGUCCUCAACCAGCGGUGCAAAAUAACGCUAGUGCUGGUUUGCUGGUUGAUGUAUUUGAAACAAGCUCGAGUACAGUCCACAGUAGCGCACCGACCACAUUGUCCCCAGGUGCCGAGGGUAAUCUUAAGAAGUUCGUGUGUAAGAAUACGGGUGUGGUUUUCGAAAAUGACAUUCUCCAGAUUGGAUUAAAAUCGGAAUAUAAGGAUUACUUUGGUCGGCUGGGUUUAUUUUAUGGUAACAAAACGUCGUCACAGUUUGCAGGUUGGCGAACAACUUUACAUCUUCCUGGUGAACUUACAGAUAAACUAAAAGUUGAACUAAAGCCGGUGGCUCAAACAGUGGAGGGAGGCGCUCAAAUACAACAACAAGUCAGUGUGGAAUGUGACAAUGACUUUAUAGAACAACCCAUAUUGGAUAUAAACUUCACGGUAAAUGGAAUAAAUCAGAGAAUAACAUUAAAAUUACCAGUCUUUCUUAACAAGUUUUUCAAACCGUCAGUCAUGGCUGCUCAAGAUUUCUUCUCUCGUUGGAAACAAUUAUCAAACCCAGGUCAAGAGUCGCAGAGUGUGUUUCAAGCAGCAUUUCCAAUGGAUUCUGAAACGGUUAAAACAAAGCUUAUUGGAUUUGGAUGUGGUGUAUUAGAAAAUGUUGACCCGAAUCCGGAUAACUAUGUUUGCGCUGGUAUAAUAGGAACUAAAGCGACCCAGGUUGGCGUUCUUAUUCGAUUGGAACCAAAUUCGUCUUCGCAGAUGUAUCGUCUUACUAUCCGUACACCAAAACCAGCAGUCUCGUCUCAUCUUUGUGAAAUAUUGAACAGUCAAUUGUAAUGAACAUCAAUUUUAGUACUUUAAUAAGAAUGACUGAUUGCAUUUUACGAAACAGACGUCGCGAGUUCCUGGUUUCCUAGAGCUAGCCCGACGAAUUUUUAUAAAUACAUUUUAAUAUGGCUUAUAGAUAGAAAAUCUAAUAAUUUGAUGAUAAUGAUCUCAAUCAUAAUGCCCAAUAUUAUCUAUGAUAGUGUCAUAGUAAUUGAUAUAUACAUCAUCCAUUUGGUUAAAAAAUGCUCAAUAUUAUUCUGUGUUUAUUAGAUAACUCUGUCUCUGAUUUUGUGUAACGAACCAGGUCGCCAAUCAUGAAUAAUAAAGUAUCACUACUUGG
Molecule: messenger RNA, 3448 nt
Organism: Dendronephthya gigantea
Lineage: Eukaryota; Metazoa; Cnidaria; Anthozoa; Malacalcyonacea; Nephtheidae
Product: AP-2 complex subunit alpha-2-like
Exons: 23
Coding region: 286-3117 (943 amino acids)
Biological process (GO): clathrin-dependent endocytosis; intracellular protein transport
Cellular component (GO): membrane coat; AP-2 adaptor complex
Molecular function (GO): clathrin-cargo adaptor activity
Source: RefSeq, a predicted model, not a curated record